Psilocybe cubensis is the source of this 1503-nucleotide messenger RNA. RefSeq lists its product as uncharacterized. Gene Ontology annotation, molecular function: flavin adenine dinucleotide binding; dihydrolipoyl dehydrogenase (NADH) activity. The transcript is spliced from 9 exons. Bases 1 to 1503 code for a protein of 500 amino acids. NCBI's taxonomy places the organism in Eukaryota, Fungi, Basidiomycota, Agaricomycetes, Agaricales, Agrocybaceae. The record is from RefSeq and is a predicted model, not a curated record. Gene Ontology annotation, cellular component: oxoglutarate dehydrogenase complex; mitochondrion.
AUGCUCCACCUCAAACGAGUAGCACAAAAGAACCUUGCCCGAGCGGCCAAGAACAAGUCAGUGACCCUGCGCGGGCUGGCAACCGCUGCUGAGCCAUACGAUGUUGUGGUUAUUGGAGGAGGUCCAGGAGGCUACGUGGCUGCUAUCAAAGCCGCCCAACUUGGACUGCGAACAGCUUGCGUAGAAAAGCGCGGUGCUCUCGGAGGGACAUGUCUCAAUGUUGGAUGCAUCCCUUCGAAGGCUAUGUUGAACAACUCGCAUUUGUACCACCAGGCCCAGCAUGACUUUGCCCGCCGUGGAAUCGAUGCCACCGUUUCACUGAACCUUCCCAAGAUGCUGGAGGCCAAAACCAACGCUGUUACUGGGCUGACGAAGGGUAUUGAGAUGUUGUUCAGGCAGAACAAGGUAGACUACAUCAAGGGCUCCGCUUCCUUCGUGUCCCCUACCCGUCUCUCCAUCACGCCCAUAACCGAGGGAGCCGAAGUCUCAGAGGUUGAAGCGAAGAACAUCAUCAUCGCUACUGGCUCAGAGGUCGCACCUUUCCCCGGAGGUGCCAUCGAAAUUGACGAGAAGCAAAUCGUCAGUUCAACAGGUGCCCUCGAGCUCCAGCAAGUACCGAAGAAGAUGGUCGUCAUCGGAGGAGGAAUUAUUGGACUGGAAAUGGGCAGCGUGUGGAGUCGACUCGGUGCUGAAGUCACUGUUGUCGAAUUCUUGGGAGCGAUUGGCGGUGCUGGAAUUGAUUCGGAAAUCGCUAAAUCAUUCCAGAAAAUCCUCCAAAAGCAGGGCUUGAAAUUCAAACUUAACACCAAGGUCCUGUCCGCUGAGAAGAAGGAUGGGCAGGUCAUCCUCCAAGCUGAACCCGCCAAAGGAGGUGCCGCCGAAACACUCGAGGCUGAUGUUGUUCUCGUCGCUGUCGGUAGACGGCCAUAUACCGAAGGCCUGAAUAUUCAAGCUGCUGGACUCGAGCUCGAUAACAAGGGACGAGUUAUCAUCGACGACCAGUUCACUACUUCUCAAAAGCACAUCAAGUGCAUCGGUGACGUCACAUUCGGACCCAUGCUUGCCCACAAGGCUGAGGAGGAGGGUAUCGCUGCCGUUGAAUUCAUCAAGAACGGCCACGGUCACGUCAACUACGCUGCUAUUCCCUCUGUAGUGUACACUCACCCCGAAGUCGCCUGGGUUGGCAAGUCGGAGCAGGAUCUCAAGGCUGAGGGCGUGAAGUACAAAGUUGGCAAAUUCAGCUUCGCUGCCAACUCCCGUGCCAAGACAAACCUCGACACUGAGGGCUUCAUCAAGGUCCUCACUGAGGCGGAGACUGACAGGAUUCUGGGAGCACACAUCAUCGGACCUAAUGCCGGUGAAAUGAUUGCGGAGGGUGUGUUGGCGCUCGAAUAUGGUGCUAGCGCUGAGGAUGUUGCCAGGACUUGCCACGCUCACCCCACACUGAGCGAGGCAUUCAAAGAGGCCGCUAUGGCUGCCUACUCCAAGCCCAUCCACAUGUAA